Messenger RNA from Tetrahymena thermophila SB210, 5778 nucleotides. RefSeq lists its product as hypothetical. NCBI's taxonomy places the organism in Eukaryota, Ciliophora, Oligohymenophorea, Hymenostomatida, Tetrahymenidae. Gene Ontology annotation, molecular function: protein binding. The record is from RefSeq and is a predicted model, not a curated record. The transcript has 3 exons.
AUGAGAGUAAGUGAUAGUAUACAGCUUAAUUUACCAUCAAAAAUUAAAUAAUUAAUAAUUAUUUCAGUAUACUCAAUAUAUAAAGUCAAUUUAUAAAUUCAAAGAAAAAACAAAAGGCAAACAAGUCAAUCAAACAGCCUGCCAACACCAACUAAUCCUAUUCAAAAUUUUAAUUUUAAAUUAAACAAAAGGAUUAAUUUAGGAAGUAAAUCAAUGCUUAGUCAUUAGCGUUCAGCUUAAUAGAAGGUCUUUAAUCCUGAUAAAUGGAGAGAAAUAGAGUGCGAAUAGAGAAAAUUAAGGAUUAAAUUGAUUUAUGGUGUUCCACAAGAAUAAUCAAAUAGAUUUGCCAAUUUUUUAGAUUAUAAACAAUCAAGUUCUUACAUGAAAAGCAGCAGUUUGAAUCCAUAAAUUUCCAGAUAGAAACUUGCAGUAGACCAAAGCAUUAUUUAGGGUGAUGAUUAAAGAAUAAUUCCUAAUUCUGUUAUAAAAGAGCUAAGAAAAAACAAUUAAAUUUAUACUAACAAUAAUACAACUAUUACAGAAAAUGCUGUAGAUAAUAGCUAAAUAAGGUAAUAAAAUUAGUCUUAGUCCAUUAAAUAAGAUACUCUGCUUCCAUUCUAUUAAAAUAAAGAGCACAACAAUAACAGUUUUCUCGAAAAAGAUAACAAAUAUAAGCAAACUAUUGAUUUAAAUUAAUUCAACUAACUUGGGAAUUCUACACCUUUAAUAAACAGAGUCGAUACUAAUUCGAAUAAUAAUAGAUCUGAAUAAUAAAAUUUGUUAAUGCAGUAUCUUACAAAUACUAAAAUAUUGCAAAAGCAAGAAUAUAUUUUGACAACUAGUUAAAGCAUUACACCUAAAAAAGGGAGGGAAGACACUAUUAAUUCAAGAAAAAGAAAGAAAAAAAGAUCUAAGUCCAAAAAAAACCUAAAAAGGUUUUACUCUCCUAACUAAUAAUUAUAAGCAAAUCAAAAUGAUGAAGACAAAGGAGUUAGUUAGAGUGUAAUUUCGAACUAUUAAGAUAAUAAUAAUAGAGAUAGCAGUCCAAUUUAUUAGUAUUAAAAUGGAGCAGAAUUUAAUGGUAGAUAAAAAUAAAAUGCUAAUAAUGAAAAUAAAUUAGAAAAUUUGAAAAAUUUUGAUAUUAAUCUUUCAAAUAAUAAUGGUUCAAGCGAAUUUUAAGAACAAUAAGAUUAGAGUAAUCUUUAAAAAAGCAAUGAUUCAAAUUCUUAGCAAUAAUAAUAAUAAUUAUUAUUAGAUUAAUAAAGAGAGCAAUCUAAAAAUAAAUAGAUAUCACCAACAUAGAUUAGAAAAAAUUAUAUUCUUCCUAGCUUGAAUUAAAAUACUGCUAGUAAUAAUUUAGAAAAUCUGACUUAAUGUAAGAAACAUGAUAAAAAUAUAACUCCUCAUCGUAAGUAAUAUUAUAUAGGGAAUUAGAAUGAUUAUACUACGGUUAAUAAGCUAAGUUCCAAGAGAGAUUCAGGUAAAAAUUUAAAUCAAUCAUUAAUUAUUUAAAGAUCUAAGAGUCCUGAUUUAUCGAAUUAUGCAUAUAAAAACUAUAAUGAUAAAAAAUUGCAUCAAUCUUCUCUACAAUAGAGCUUCGAUAAAAGCUUAAUGUUCAAUAGAAAUGAAAUAUAAAGAGCGAAAUCUACAAAUAAUAAUUAAAAGUUGGCGAAUAACGAGCUAAACAAAAUUAACGAUAAUAAAGUAAAUGAAAUUUUUCAAUAAAAAUAUUCACAUGAACUUCCUAGUAAUCUUUUGUGUCCUAUUAGAAAAAGUUAGAAUUAUAAAAAAUAAAAUUAAGAAGAAUUGUAAUAAGUCAAUGAAAUAGAUGUGUAAGCAAGAGAAUAUUCAAGUAAUUUGCUGAAAGACUAUGCUGAAUAUCAGAGAUAAAUAGAAUAAUCAAUAAAAAAGUAAAUUAUUUAAAGAUAUAAAACUGCUUCUAAAAAUCAAAUUCCAUCUCGCUCACGCUCUCCUAAUUUACCAUAUGUGAAUCUAAAUAAAUAGCAAUUGAGCAACUCUUUGAUUAUAAAUGAUAAAUACCAAUAUAUAGUUGAGAAGGAACCAAAAUUUCAAAUAAAGGUCCUGCCAAGAUAAUAAAUAACACUAGAUAGUAAAUGCACUUGCCAUUUAGUUAAUGAUCCUUUAAAAGAAAUUGUUUAUCUAUCUCCAAACAAAAUUGCUCAUAAAGAAAUAUCUAGUCCAACAACAAAGGUUUACAGCCAACUUUAAUACUCUUAAAGCUAUGCUGAUUAUUAAAAGAGAUCGAACUAAAAUAGUUUUAAUUUGGCAAAUACUUCAAACACUUUUAAUGAAUAGCAGUAAUUUAUUUCAAAUAAAGAUCAUUAAUAAUAUUUAACAGAUCAAAUAAAAAGUUAAUUGUAAUCUUCAGAUAACUUAAACAGCAACGAAGAGGCUUCUUGUAUGGUCGAAAAGGAUUCUCCAAUUAUGAAUAAAUAAAAAAACUAAAAGUCAAAAUAAGAAUCUCCAUUAGUUUCAGAUAGAUCAUAAAACAAAACUAAUUUAAAUAAUUAAGACAAAAACUCUAGAUUGAACAGCCAAAAAUCUUUUGUUUCUGAUAAAAAUAAAGUUUUGCUCUCUUAAAGAAAAAGUUCCUAACCUUAAAUCACUGAUAAAAGUUAAUAAUAAAGUUAAGUAAAACCUUUGAAAAAAAUUAAAACUUAAGAGAUAAGCGAAGGAGAAAAUUAAUCAAAGCUUAGCAGUAAUAGAUCAUCUUUAUCUAAUUAAAAAAAAUAGUAAAAUGAAAUAAAGAGCACUCAAUAAAACCCCACCUAAGAUAAAAUAAAUGACCAAUAGAAAAGUGAACCUUAUUCUAUUGUAAAAUAAAAUUCAAUAAAGGACAAUAAAGAUUAGAAACCUCCUUUGAGAAGGCAGUCAUCAUAGAAGUAAAAAUCAUCUUAAGAAGAGUAGAAUAAGACCGAUACCUAAAAUGAAUUAAAAUAAAAUAAUAAAGAAUAAAGUAAAGAUUUAUCUAAUAAAAAUAAUGGAGAUUAAUCAAAAAUUUCAAGGAAAUAAUCAAUUUAAGUUUAAAAUGAAAGCAAUUAAUAAGGAGUUUAAUAAACAAACAAUGAAGAGAUUACAGUUAAAUAGGAAGAAAAAAACAUAGAAAAUAGAUCUAAUUCGAAUUCUGCAAAUUUCAACAAAGAGUAAUAAAAUGAUGAUUAAAAAUAAAAAAUUAUUGAAAAAUCAAAUCAAAAUGAAGAAAAAAUCUAAUAAAAUAGCCAAAAUUAGGCUAAUGAAAGCUAAGAGAAAAAAGAUGAAUAAAGUAAAGAUAUGAAAGAAGUUUAAAAUUAAGUAAAAGAUAUUAAAUAAGAGAAUUAAAAGAAUGAAGAUAAUAAGAAUAACAAGGAUUAACCUUAAAAAAGAAAAGACUCAGUAAAAGAUAAUAAGCAGGUGAACGAUUUAUAUUAGUAUUAGUUGAAUAUCAACUUUAACUAACAAGAGGUUGAGGAAAUUUAUUAAAAAUUAGUACAAUUUACAGUUAAAAAGAGAAGAGAGUGCUGUUUGGAACCUUUCUUUUAAAAAGCUGAGCAUGUUAUUUGGAUUGAUAAUUUCUAAAUUAAAAUAGAUUGCAGUUUUUAAAAUUAAAUGCUAUUUAAGAUGCGGAUUGGAAAUUAAGACGAAGCUAAAAUUUAUUUAAAAUACGAAGACACAAAUAUCACUAAUCAGUGGAUUUUUACUAAACUGAAAGAUAGUCUAAAAUGUCUACCUUUAAAAGAGAGUGAAGGAUAUCUGCUGUCUGGAAAAAAUAGCUUAACUAGCUUGAAAUGUUUUUUCUCUAUUGUUUAUUUGCAGACUUUAAAAUUUGAAGUGAAAGACCUUGAUUAUCAAUAUGUUAAUUAUAGUGAAGAGUUAAUGAAAAUUAUCAAAUCACUGUGUAUUAAUACUCACUUUUCAAAUACGUUAUCCAAAAGUGAGAAAAACCCUUGUGUGUAAAUAAAUAAUUUUCCUGUUUUUUUCCCAAGCUACAAUACUAUUGCUUAUGAAAAUGAAAUAUACAUCGAUUUAGAAGAAAUUAAUUUACUAUUCAAAAGGCAGGGUAGAUAAUAUAGCGAAAGAUAAAUAUUGAGUUUGAUAUAAGAUAUGCUUGAAAAUAUUUCUAAACUCCACUCUAAGAAUAUUACAAUAAAUAAUAUUAAUAUUAACAAUAUUGUAUAUUCAAAGGAAAGUAAUUCUUUCAAACUGUUAAGCUAUGCUCACAGCUAGCUUAACGAAGAUAACCUGACACCUAGAGAUCCUUUAGAAGUUGAACAAAAAUACUAAUAAAAUCCUAUUUACUUCAGCUUGUAAAAGUUCAACUAAUACAAAAGAGAUAUUUAUGCUUUAGGAAUAUGUUCUAUUAUAGCUAAAUUCCAACUUACAGAUUUCAGCAUAAACAAAAAUACUAUCAAUGAAAAAAUUGAAUUUAUGAAAUAAAACUAGGAUAAAUCUCUUUUGUACAAAAUAAUCAUUGAGUUAAUUGAAUAAUAGCAAGUUCUCAGAUUUUAGGAAAUUGCUUAAACUUAUCUAAACUAAUUUUUUUAACCAAACGAUUAAAUAAAAUAAGAUAUCUAGGUUCAAUAGCAGAAAUAGUAAACGUCUGAGAAUAGCUAGCUUUAAGAAAUUAAUAAGAGUUUGCCAAUUGAUCAUAAACAUAGAUAGAAUAUUUUUGAAGAAUAGAAUUUAUUUGAAGGAUUAGAAUAAAAACAGCAAACAACUUCUUCAAAUCAAUAAAUUCAAGAACUCCAAGUUCUUAAAAAAUGCUAUGAGCACUGCUGCAAAAUAAAUUAGUUUUUUAAUUCUUACUAAAGCAUUUUAGACACAUAAAGACAAACUUAUGGACUCAGCUCAGCUAUUUAUUUAGAAAAUCUAGUAGAGUUUUAUUUUGAAGCUUUACAUCAUAAUCAAAAGGAUAGAGUAGCUUCUGUAAUAGAUUUUAUUGAAAAAGAAAAUUUAUUUGUUUUUAUUUCUUAAAUCCCUAAAAAUUAACAACCACUAAGAUUUAUGAUUGUCACUGCAUUUAAAUUUCUCAUAGAAAAUAAUAUCGAUAAAGCUAUGAAAUAUUUUGACAGGUCUUUGACUCUACCUAACUUGACAGUAUAAGACUUAUUUUAGCUAAAUUUAAACCUAGGUAUCUUAGCUAAUUUAAAGUAAAAAAAGUAAAGAGCUUUAAUAUAUCUUUAACAAGCAUAGUAUGUCUCGAAAUCAAUUAGCAAAUCUUCUAUUAAUCUUGCAGCUCCUUAUCUUUUAUCAGGAAUAUUGAAUGAAGACGAAAAAGAUCUUGAAAUUGCUUUGAAAAUAAAGUCAGAAAAUGGAGAAGAUUAAAGCAAGAUAUUGAAUUUGAUUUUCAAAAUAGGUUCUUUAUAUUUAAAGAAAAAAAACUUUUCAAAAGGAGAAGAAACGUUUAGAACAAUAUUGUAAACUAGAGGCGAUGUGGAGCAAGAAAGCUAAAGAAUUAAAAAGUAAUACUUCUAAGCAAAGCUAAAUUUAUCAUUUUGUAUACUAGGAAAUCAGCCUAACCAUCCUAUAUUAAAUGUUCUGAUAAAUGAUUAUCUGAUUGAGCUGAGGUAAAUAUAUGGCUAAUAGUCAAAGGAAACUCUUUAUGCUCUGUAUGAAAUAUCAGAGGUUCUUGUUAAUUUAAAAGUAGAUAUAGAAGAAGUUCUUCCCAUUUACACUUAAUGCAAAUAAAUAGCUACAUUAAUAAAUGAUGAUAAACUAUUAUAAGAUUUGGAAGCAAAAAUAGAAAGUAUUCAAACAAAAAAAAAACAAGAUAAAAGCUGA